CGGCGUCUGGCACCGGAGUGACCACACAGGCUGUCAAUGCAGUCCCGCUCCAACCUCCUCAUCCGCGCUGAAGACUCGGGAAUAGCCGAAAAACGAACAAAAAAAUAUCGUAAAAAAAAUAAAAUAAAACAUUAAUCAAAAGUUGAGCAGCAGAAGGAUUAUUCAAAACCUGGACGGAAUACUUUUUUGUACUUUUUUAUUUGUUUUUCCUAAAACCUUUCCUAACAUGAGGACUUUACGCACGGUGCUCCUGCUAGUUUACGCGUUGGCUGUUUGCAAGGUUACCAGCGGUGCAGCUGUUGACCGGCGUGAGAACGACAGGCAGCAGGACACAACUGUCAUAAACCUGGACACAACCAGGGACAGGAGGGAGGAGGUGGAGAACUGGGUCCUGAGUGCCACAACAGCAGGAAACCAGGAAGAGGAAUAUGACGAUGAAGCCUACUUUGAUUAUCUGGAAGAAGAUGACGAUUCUGGAGACUAUGAAAUGGACUUGCCAAGAGUUGCAAUGUCAAGCAAACCCAAGGAUCCGUCUUCCAUCCUGGAAGCUGAAAGAACCGAGCGCAAGACAUGGAAAGGAAAGGGAAAGAAGAAGGGCAAAGGUUUGGGAAGGAAGAGGAAUCCCUGCCUGAAGAAAUACAAGGAUUUCUGCAUUCACGGCACCUGCCAGUACCUGAGGGACCUCCGCGCCCCUUCCUGUGUAUGUCACCCAAGUUAUUCUGGGGAAAGAUGUCAGUUUAUCACGCUGCCUGUUAAGGUGCCCACGGGGUACAACAGGACUACAGCGUUAGCCGUGGUGGCGGUAGUUCUGUCCUCCCUCUGCCUUUUAAUCAUCGGUCUUUUAUUAAUGCUCAGGUUUCACAAGCGGGGCGCGUAUGAUAUAGAGAGUGAGGAGAAGGUCAAAUUGGGGUUGACGCCUAAUCACUGAAGAGAAAGGCAAAAGUGAAGAACUCUACCUCAAAAAAGAAAUGAACUGCAACAGGAGGUCCCCCGGAGGAAACAGGAAAGUCUGUAACAAAAGGGGCAGAAGACGUCUGCCGGACGCUCUGCAAGACAGAUGGAAGAGAUGGGCGGCUGCAAGUAUUCCCAAUGGGCUCAGAAGAAGACCGGCCUGUCCGGAACUGGAAUACAAGAAAGGCCCUGGAGAAGGACUACAGGUGUUUCAGCAUGAAGAAUAAAAAAAAAAAAAAAAAAAAAAAAAGAGGAAUCCCGGUUAGACUAUCUGCUGCCUCCUGGCUGUGUGAACAGAGGAGAAACAAACCUUUUUAAAUGGAACUGAAGUUUUUAACAGCCGGAUUGACUGAACAUUUUUUAAUUCAGACAUUUGUUUUGGAGCAAGGUCCGUUUUUUUUCUGUGUGUACAUUAAAAAAUUAUAUUUAUAUUUUUAAUUUAUUUAUUUAAGCUAACUGUAUUUAUGGUGAAUUUUUUUUAACCACCUUUAGCUGUUUUUCAAUUGUUACUGUUACGUUUCAUUUUAUAUUGGACGAUAUUUAUUUAGGAGAAAAAGGAGAAAUGCCACCUUGAACUACUCUGUAGUCUAAUUUAUGCAAUCUGUAAAUUUGUCAAAAAGCCUGUUAUCAGAAAGCGCUGGGAUGAAAAACAAUAUUUAAAUUAUAAGAAAUUGGUUUUUCAAGAAGUUGUCAUUCUAAUCUGUAAAAAAUUGGGAAAAAUGCCAGAAAGCCAACCAGAUAGACUCGGUUGUGCUUGGCAACCAGUACAAUCACUAGUUUUGUGUUCAAGUUAAAAUUUGGGUUGUACACGAGAGAGGGCUGAGCCCUGCUACAUCGCUUUCACUCCUUCUUCCUGAAGGCUCUAUGUGCUCAAAGGCGCUAAACUGAUCAUCAUACUAUCCUGCAACGAAGAGCUUGGUGCUGAUAGUAGGAAAUGCAAAGACUCAAACUCAUCUCUGUUUCUGUGCAUCUUUUUUUAAAAAAAGUAAAGUUUUACAUUUUCUAGCAAGAACUGAAAGCAUACAUGUUGAAUUGCCAUGUCUUACAUAAUGAGAAAUGUUGAGCUGUCUUGAACGAAAAUGUGAAAUUAAGUUUGUGCUUCAGAUCUGCUGUUUUGGAGUGAUCCUUUUGGUGAUUUUUUUUUCCCCAAAGCAAAAAAUAAAUAGAGAUGAUCUAUA
Molecule: messenger RNA, 2129 nt
Organism: Oryzias latipes (Japanese medaka)
Lineage: Eukaryota; Metazoa; Chordata; Actinopteri; Beloniformes; Adrianichthyidae
Gene: hbegfa
Product: heparin-binding EGF-like growth factor a
Biological process (GO): epidermal growth factor receptor signaling pathway; positive regulation of cell population proliferation
Molecular function (GO): growth factor activity; epidermal growth factor receptor binding
Source: RefSeq, a predicted model, not a curated record